Dipodomys ordii (Ord's kangaroo rat) is the source of this 1304-nucleotide messenger RNA. It is a transcript of the gene Alx1, whose product is annotated as ALX homeobox 1. Gene Ontology annotation, molecular function: RNA polymerase II transcription regulatory region sequence-specific DNA binding; DNA-binding transcription activator activity, RNA polymerase II-specific. Lineage: Eukaryota; Metazoa; Chordata; Mammalia; Rodentia; Heteromyidae. The record is from RefSeq and is a predicted model, not a curated record. The transcript is spliced from 4 exons. Gene Ontology annotation, biological process: negative regulation of DNA-templated transcription; positive regulation of transcription by RNA polymerase II; embryonic skeletal system morphogenesis. The coding region runs from base 5 to 985 and encodes 326 amino acids.
GAUUAUGGAGUUUCUGAGCGAGAAGUUUGCUCUUAAGAGUCCGCCAAGUAAAACCAGUGACUUUUACAUGGGCGCAGGAGGCGCGUUGGAGCACGUUAUGGAGACGCUGGACAAUGAGUCCUUUUACGGCAAAGCGUCGGCCGGCAAAUGCGUGCAGGCCUUCGGGCCCCUGCCGCGAGCGGAGCAUCACGUGCGGCUGGAGAGGACCUCGCCCUGUCAGGACAACAGUGUGAACUAUGGGAUAACCAAAGUAGAGGGACAGCCUCUUCACACCGAACUGAAUAGAGCCAUGGACAACUGCAACAGUCUCCGGAUGUCUCCCGUGAAAGGGAUGCCAGAGAAAGGAGAACUGGAUGAACUUGGGGAUAAAUGUGACAGCAAUGUAUCCAGCAGUAAGAAGAGAAGACACCGAACAACCUUCACCAGCCUGCAGCUGGAAGAGCUGGAGAAGGUCUUUCAGAAAACCCACUACCCGGAUGUGUAUGUCAGGGAACAACUGGCACUGCGCACGGAACUCACUGAGGCCAGGGUGCAGGUUUGGUUUCAAAAUCGAAGGGCCAAGUGGAGGAAAAGGGAACGUUAUGGUCAAAUACAGCAAGCUAAAAGCCAUUUUGCUGCCACCUAUGAUAUCUCAGUUUUACCAAGAACUGACAGCUACCCACAGAUUCAGAACAACUUGUGGGCAGGAAAUGCAAGUGGUGGUUCUGUGGUUACGUCAUGUAUGUUACCACGUGACACUUCCUCCUGCAUGACGCCUUACUCUCACUCUCCUCGGACAGAUUCCAGUUACACAGGGUUUUCAAACCACCAGAAUCAGUUCAGCCACAUGCCCCUCAACAAUUUCUUCACUGACUCUCUUCUUACUGGGGCUACCAAUGGACACGCGUUUGAAACAAAGCCAGAGUUCGAAAGGAGGUCUUCUAGUAUCGCAGUUCUUCGAAUGAAAGCCAAAGAGCAUACUGCCAAUAUUUCAUGGGCCAUGUAACAUACAGUACUCUUUUAUUUUAUUUUUUUCCAUAGCAAAGUAAAUCGUUCUUAUUUCUCAUAUUUAAAGGAUACCACAAUAAGCUGCUGUGUGUGGAUUUGCUAAAGGUCAGGAUAUACAGUGAGACCCGCUUAUAUGAAUAGUUGUUAUUAUUUAACGUUAAAAUCUAAGAGUGAACCUCUAAAGAGACUAAAUAGGUUUACCAUGCACCGGGUUCCAGAAACUCUGUUUUAGUAGUAUGACUUUUUCCUCCCCUAUUGUACAAGUCAAAUGAAAUAUGGUCUUGCAACUUCUUAAAAGAAUAAAUGUAUUAAACAAA